Messenger RNA from Haemonchus placei, 393 nucleotides. The record is from the annotation of a GenBank genome assembly. Lineage: Eukaryota; Metazoa; Nematoda; Chromadorea; Rhabditida; Trichostrongylidae.
AUGUUUUUGCAUCAUGUAGUUACCAUUUGCAGGCUGCCAUUACCAUCGCUUCCCCGUUUUUCAAUCCUACCACAACUUAUAAAGGAAGCCAUUCCAAUUGCAGUUGUUACCAUUGCAGUUCAUAUUUCAAUGGCGAAAUUGUUGGCUAAACAGAACAACUACACUAUAGAUGGUAAACAGGAGCUGUAUGCUUUGGGAUUCACCUCAACCAUUUCCAGCUUUUUCCCUGUUUAUCCAAGUUCAUGUUCAUUGGCUAGAACUAUGGUCAACGCUUCCGCCGGAACAAGAACUCAGGUGGAUUAUAUUUUUGGUUCUCAUAUAAAUUUCAUUGUUCCUCCAUUUCGUUGUAGAAUUUUUGAUUUCUUUAUCACACUAUAUCUUGAUUACUUUUAG